AUGAUGGGUUUGGGGUAUUUGGGUCAUGGAGGGUCUGCCUCAUCGUCGUCCAAUUUAUCGGCUUUAGCUCCACCUUUUACAGUUGAUCGAUCCAAUUCAAAACUCAAUUCAAACCCAAUUGUGCAUUUCACUGAUUCACCAUAUGCCGCAGCCUUUGAUGAAACCUGGCUAUAUCCCCACUCUACAGCUUCUAGACCUGAUUUUGUUUCCAAUCUUGACCCGGAAGUCGAUUCCCCUAGUCUGCCUCUAACAAAUGAUUAUCGGUACCCGGGUUCUCAGUCUAUCAACCCACAAAGUCAUUGGUCUACACUAAAUCCUACUCCUAAAACUGCGACAGAUGCAUUUUCCUAUCCUGUUGGAGCUAAACCGUAUUAUCCUCUUUAUGUCUCACCAGAACCUUGUUAUGAUCCACUGUUGAAUUCUGGUGGUGCCCUCAUGGAUGUAUCUCCUCAAGUCGAUUACACUCGUAGCUUGUCUCCUUUGGAGUGUACGCCACAGUGGGGUGGCUUUUGGAAUGGAUUGCCCGAUGAGAAGCGGGGUAAGCGUGUAGAACUUGAUGGGAGUUUCUACUCAGUGGAGAAGAAUAUUUCUGGUUCACAUGUUUACAAGAAUUACAUAAAUCAAGGAGUUCAUUCUGAUGAGGAAAGAGCAAAUAUGAAGAAGAUUGUGCCAUUUCACUGGGAAAAUGUACCAAUGUUUUUGGAAGAGCAAACCCUGCUGGUUCUUCAAGUACUGUGCAGUUGA
Molecule: messenger RNA, 744 nt
Organism: Ilex paraguariensis (yerba mate)
Lineage: Eukaryota; Viridiplantae; Streptophyta; Magnoliopsida; Aquifoliales; Aquifoliaceae
Source: the annotation of a GenBank genome assembly